UUUUCAUACUAUUUGCUGUUCUUUAUAAAUUUUAUUUGCGGCAUUUUAAAGUGGUACUGAUUUCACCAUUUUUGCAUGUGUCUUGUAUGUAUAUGCACGUGUUUACUUCAUUUGUGACAAAUUGUGAUAAAAUAUGCUUUAAAAAUUUUAUUUAAUUAACAAAUUUACAAAAUGAAGGUGAAAAUUCUAACAAGAAAUCCUGAUGAAUACUUAAGAGAAACAAAACGUGACAUAUAUAAAGUACCUAGGAAUUAUGAUCCAGCAUUACAUCCUUUUGAAGCAGCAAGAGAAUAUACUAGAGCUUUAAAUUCAGUAAAAUUAGAAAGAGUAUUUGCAAAACCUUUUGUAGGAUGUUUGGAAGGUCAUAAAGAUGGAGUAUCCAAUAUGUGUAAGCAUCCUUUCCAUUUGUCUACUAUACUUAGUGGAGCUUUUGAUGGAGAAAUAAGAAUAUGGAAUCUUACACAAAGAAAAUGUAUACGUAGUUUUUUGGCCCAUGAUGGUAUUAUAAGAGGGAUUGCAUUUAAUGCAACUGGUGAACAGUUCAUUACUGUUGGUGAUGAUAAAACUAUUAAAACAUGGAAAUCACAAAAAACAUCAUUUGGUGAAGAAGAAGAACCUAUAAAUACAAUUAUUAGUAAGACUGUAAUAACUGGAAUUUCUCAUCAUCGUUCUCAACCAAUAUUUGCAACUUGUGGUGAAGUAUGUCAUUUAUGGGAAGAAACUCGUAAUGAACCAAUUCGUACAUUAAAAUGGGGUAUUGAUACUUUAUAUGAUAUUAAAUAUAAUCCUGUCCAAACUAAUUUAUUUGCUGCUUGUGGAAGUGAUCGUAGUAUAAUUUUAUAUGAUGCCAGAGAAACAGGUCCUUUGAGAAAAGUUUUUAUGAGAUUAAGAACUAAUAGAUUGGCUUGGAAUCCUAUGGAAGCUAUUACUUUCACAUGUGCUAAUGAAGAUUAUAAUUUAUAUACUUACGAUAUUCGUAAAUUGAAAACACCAGUAAAUGUGCAUAUGGAUCAUGUAGAAGCUGUAAUUGAUGUUGAUUAUUCACCAACUGGUAAAGAAUUUGUAUCUGGAAGUUACGAUAAAUCUAUUCGCAUUUUUGAAGUAAAUAAGGGUCAUUCUCGAGAAGUUUACCAUACAAAACGUAUGCAAAGAUUAACUUGCAUGGGAUGGUCUCUUGAUAACAAGUAUAUUAUUAGUGGAAGCGAUGAAAUGAAUAUUCGUGUUUGGAAAGCAAGGGCAUCAGAAAAAUUGGGUGUGUUAAAACCUAGAGAAAAGGCAGCAUUAAAUUAUAGUGAAGCUUUGAAAGAAAAGUUUGCUGCACAUCCUCAACUGAAGCGAAUUGCCCGACAUAGACAGAUUCCAAAACAUAUUUACAAUGCAAAGAAUGAAUUACGUACGAUUCGAGAGAAGACUAAACGAAAGGAGUCUAAUAGACGUACUCAUUCUAAACCAGGAACUGUACCUUUCAUUUCGGAAAGAAAAAGACACGUUGCACAGCAAGAAAUAUAAUUUAGAAUUUUAUAUACUGUAAUAUUUUUAAUAAUAAAAAAUAUAAUUAUGGAUAUAAAUUGGACACAUAAUUGAAUUAUUUUUUUGUUCAAUAUUUAUUGUAAUAAAUAAUUUUAUUGAAAUUAUACAACGCAUUGCUAUAUAAUAAUUCGUAAAACGUUACAAACUUCAAGCAGUGAUUAAUGUCUUGCUUAGCGUAGCUUACAAUGAUUUAUUAAUUUUCUUUCAUUUUCAUUGCGUAUUUAUUUUAGCAAAUAUUUCUGAAUUUGGCAAUACGAAGAUCAUCAUAUACUCGAUGUUUGAAGUAUAAUGAAUGUCCGUAAACUAGCUAAAAAUCAUGCUGAAGUUUUGUCUCAUAUUUUCGUUAAGAAUGAUAAUAUGUGAUUUUAGUCUUCGUAUUUUUCAUUUAUUUUAUAUUUUCAGGUCCGCAUUAUAAAUCUUAUAUUUUCGGUUUAAAUAAACGAAUAUAAGAAACAUUUAUCGAUUUUAUACGUAAAUAUAUAGCAUGAUAGGAAGGAAUAUUGUAUUUAAUUUAAUACCAGAUAUUUGAUUGCAGAUAAACUCCUUAGUAAAAUACUAUUUUAUUAUUUUUUAUCAUGUCUCUUAUAUGCAUUAUUUUGUAGAAUAAAUCAACGAUGACCUGCCGUUUAUAAAAUCUUAUAAUAUUAUCUUAUAAUCUUCAUAUUAUUUUCAUAUUAUUCGAUGGAUUCGAUGGUAGUUUUCUAGAUUUUAUUCUAGAUCUUAAUCAAUUUUUUUAUCAUUUUGUAUAUUGAAAAAAUUGAAAAGUAGGAAUUUUAUUGAAAUAUUUCCUUAAAAUUUUAUAUUCUUGGGCGUAUAAAAAGCGGCACAUAGUUUUCGAUUUUGAUCUUUUAUGUCGGUUAACAUACACGUGAGAUUAUAUAUUCAUUCUUCUUUUCUCCUCUUUAACAUCCACUAUGCGCGCAUAAAUUCUGUACAAGACUAGGUUAGUCGAAUUAAAUUAUCAGUGUAAUAUGUUUUUCAUCGAUUUUAAAAUUCCAGGGUAAUACAUAUUCUACGCUUUGUAUCGUCACUGUUUCAAAGAUCUAUUUCUUCUAACGCUGCCGUCCAUGUUAUUUAAUUAAAUAUGAAUAGUAUUGUAUAACAAUAAUUAUAAUUUAUAUACAUAUAAACACAUUUACAUUACUUUUGUAAAACAUUUAGUCGCAUGAAAUUUUAAUAGCAAAAUCUCAAGGAUUUUUAAACUUUUUUUUUAAUUAAUCGAAAAUUAAAAAAAUCUCGUUGUAUAAUCGUCAUAUUCAACUAAUUGAAAAUUAUAUCGAUUUAAUAUAAUAUUUCUCUUGUAAUUGUUUAAUUGGUAAAUUUUCUAUUAAAAACUUUUGCUCUGUUUAUUAAAUAAUCAUCGAUAUUGUAAUACUGUCAAAUAAUCUUUGAUUUAUAAACUGAACACUAUAGAAUUUCACACAUUCGUUCGAAACAAAAAAACAUUCAAAAGAUAUUCACAGUAACAUUAAAAAAUAUUUAUCUCAUUUUUUAUAUGAUAAUUUUUAUUCGAUCUAAAUGCUACAAUAAGCUAGUUUAUCAAAAAUUCUGCAAAUUAAUCGUGCUUCGAAAUUUUUUAUCGCAGAGUCGGCGUCAAUAUAUAUUAAUACACAAAUAGACGCUUGUUAACAAUUCAAUCCAAAAUUCAUAUUAAUCGAUCUUCGUUCAUUGAACGAAAAACAUCGAGAAAUCUACAAAAUAAGGAAUCAGUUUUUCCCUGCUGUGCGUCCUCCGACUUUUGAUUCGCUGUUAUUUUCACGAAUAGUGGCGAUCAUUAAAUUACUUAUGUUAUAUUCUCUAUCACUAUUGAUGACUUAUAUUUAUCACCGCGAAAAAGUACUGAAUUUUAUUCGAGAGUAUAUUUUUUAUUCUCGAACAUGCGGUGAAUCGUUGUAACGAAUAAUCAAUCAAUCGUGUCAUUAAUAAUAAAUUCUUUCUAUUUAUCGACAAACACGAUCGACCGACCAAUCGAAAAUCGAGUUCAGUGAAAACACAUUUCGAUGAUUUUACGAACUCCUUCGAACGAUCUUCUGUAGAAUUCUAUUGUGAAGCACAUUUUUCAGUUUCUCAUAGUGUCUCGGAAACGAAUUCAGUUUUAAUUGUCCGGUUCGAAAAAUUGGUGAAAGAAUCGAUUUUUUCCAGAUCAUUCUGAUUACAAGAGCUUUAUUCUAGACGUUCAGGUCAGCCAUCAUUUUGCGAAAGUCGGCUAAGGUAUUGUAAUCGGGAUCCGAAUCGAUGUCCGCAAAGUCUUUAUUGGAAUCGCUUUUCACAAAGCUUGGGUUGUAUCGACUUAAUGACAAAGGACAUGGUAGUAAUUCUGGCAUCACUGAGUGGAAGAGGUGGUGGGGUCGGCGUGGAACCAUGUGUACUUCCAUCAGCGGGCACCGAACUGCUCGAGGUACUGAUCUGAGAUCUUCUCUUCGAUUUGAAUUCUGUUUCCGUGCCAGAGCUGGGAGAAUUAUGUCCUAUCCUUGAUGGAGGCGUUGAUGGUAUUGUCCAGACUCUCAGAUGGGGGUAUCUUGUUGUACGCCGGCCUCGUGCCCUCGGACUCGAUGAUCGCCUCGUUUAUAUAACCCCCAGAAUGCGGCCUGUUUGACGGGCUCGUCGGUGUGCUGCUACCACUGACGAGGGGGCAGCUGUCAUCCUCACCGUUCAACCCAAGAACGUCACGUCCACCUGUCAAACCCAUCGCCAGCCGCUUUAUCAGAGGCGGCUUGUCCGUUAGUCUCUUGUACGAAUUUAGCUCCGUAGGUGAGUUGCUCUCAUCGCUGCUCGGUGUGCUCUGCUGAGAGAUACUCUUUGGCUCAUCCUCGUUCGUUAUUGGGCCGAGAACGUUGGUGAAGUUGUGCGUCGGCCGUAGACCCGGGAUCGAGUUCGGUGUCUGAUUCGGUGCAAAGAAAUGGUUGAUCAGUCUCCAUGAUACGUACAACUUAACGACCACGUUCGAAGACAUUUCUAUCGCGCAGGACGCGAGAGAAAUGCGAGUGUGAACGCGGAUUCGAUUUUCUUUAAUCUUUUUCCUUAUCUAGAACGAUUAUAGUAACUUGUGAUUAGUGUUCUUCGUUUAUCGAGAGUAAUCAUCGAGUUAAAUUAAGAUAAUAGUUCGUGAUAAAUGAUAAUGAAAUUUUGUCUCCGAGGAAAUUUAUUCCGAAGAUGUAACAAAUAUUCGUGUUCAAUAAGGUCUUGAUGAAUUUUAAUGUAUCCAGUCUCUUGAUUAAAUAUUUAUUCUCUUGCUUAACGUU
Messenger RNA from Apis cerana (Asiatic honeybee), 4772 nucleotides. Its product is annotated as DDB1- and CUL4-associated factor 13. Gene Ontology annotation, cellular component: nucleolus; small-subunit processome. Gene Ontology annotation, biological process: maturation of SSU-rRNA from tricistronic rRNA transcript (SSU-rRNA, 5.8S rRNA, LSU-rRNA). The record is from RefSeq and is a predicted model, not a curated record. Lineage: Eukaryota; Metazoa; Arthropoda; Insecta; Hymenoptera; Apidae. Gene Ontology annotation, molecular function: protein binding.